ACCGCUGCGCAUUGUAAUAAAUACACGUCGGAUUCGAUUAUAGGUUUUACCAAGCCUGGUGAGACUGCCCAGCUGUCUGCCAUGGGCGGGGACACCCCUGUGGACCGCUCGUACAUAGUGGCCAAGUACCUGGCGCCGACGAUCCACGUGUCGCUGAUCGGCUCUCUGACGGCCGUCACGGUGCUGCUGCGCCUGCUGGACGGCGAGUCGGUGUGGUUCUGCUUCCUGUUCCCGGCGCUGAUCGCUGCCAACUGGGCCCAGUUCAUGCGCCACCCGAGCUUCGUGCAGCUGUCGGACCGGCCCGAGAACGACGUCAGUCGGUACCCGCAGCGCGCGCCGGCCGAGUGCGCCACCAUCCGACCCACGGCCGCCGACGUGCACGAGCGGCUCAUGGACCCGGCGCCGCGCUACCAGAUCGCCGACGGCGUCCACUUUUGCCGCCGGUGCGCGUUCCACGUGCCGGCGUGCUCGCACCACUGUCCGCUGUGCCGCCACUGCAUCCGGCUGCGCGACCACCACUGCUUCUUCCUGGGCGCCUGCGUGGGCCGCGACAACAUGGUCUACUUCGUGUCGUUCUGCCUGCACGCGUGUCUGGGCUGCGCGGUGGCCGCCUGGACGCUGGGCGGCCACCUGCACGCGGCGCACCUUCCGCUGAACACGGUGCACGGGGCGGUGAACUUCCUGCCGCCGGCGGCGGUGGCCAGCUGGGUGCUGGGCACGGUCAGCGGCCUGGCGGUCGGCUACCUGGUGCUGCUCUACCUGGCCGUCACCACCUGCCUGGGCACCGGAUUCAUGUUCGGCUACCACAUGGCGCUGCUGGCGUCCGGCCAGGUGGCGCACAUGUGGUCGGUGACGCCGCGCCUGGAGGUGUCGCCGCGCGCCGGACAGCACUGCCGGCGCGUGUUCGGCCGCCACGGCCUGCUGCAGCUGCUGCUGCCGCUCGACCGGCGACCCUACCCGAGCCUCGACCGCGACGACUUCGGCCUGGAGGAGAUCAAGGUGCUCUGAGUAGUCGGACUCGGGAGGAUCGGUGUCACCGGGAGCGGAGGCCAGCACCAGGUCAGGGUAUGGGCAUUACGGGACGGGUCGCCUAUUACAAACCCAAGAGCGGUAUAUACCCGUGCUGAUGCAUAACACAUUUUCUGCUGCAUCUUCAGCCUAUGUUAUGCUCAAAAGUAGUAUUAUCUUAUCCCUCUCGCAUCUCAUUCGUGUCUAAUGGGCAGGUUAUAAAAAGUGCCUACCAAAUAUCUAUAGAUCAGCGCACGGUCGAUUUUAGAUACGCGUUUGCUGGAAGCGGAGGAGAGUAAAUGCCGGAUUAUAUGUCUUAUUCCUAGAUGCGACGGCCUGUAUAGCGACCAUAAAAGUGUACGAGGUCGAUUCCUGUCGGGGAAGAGUCACGCGAUAGACUCAGGGGGCAGCGAUCGCUUGGACUGCCGCCAGGCUCUAAGGGCUGCUAAAUGCUCGCCGUCAUACGGCAAUGAAUAGCAUAACGACCGUCUGCGCUCAAAUUGGGGCUUACCUAUCCGCUAAAUUGUCUUUUUUGUGACUGUCAUCCGCCAUUCACCCUAGAUUGAUUUUGCUUCGAUGUAGAAAGGCAUCAUUCACUUUUUUACUGUCAAUUCCAAUAAUUAGUUACAUCUUUAGUACUUGGGUAGGAUUUAUUUCGCAGCGUAACAGCAUAGCAUAACAGAUGCAUUUUGCAUCGUCAUGUUGGUAUGACGUCAUUCAAGCUGUCUUUUUCACGCAAAACGAAAAUUCAUGUAGCUCAAGUUUAUGGUUUGUCGUAAACAUUCUGGUGACACGCCGUUGUGUAGCGUGAUAACGGGGACCGGCGCGGCUAGUUUUAGUUCUUAGACCUUGAGGUUUGAUCGCUUGAUAUGCUCUUCGGAUGUAGAUUUAGCGCAGUUCUACAGCAUAGUACUAGUUAAGGGUGGAGCUGUUGUUAUCGUUUUGUAUGGAGUGCAUUGUUUGAUUUAUCGCAGAGCUAAAGACCGACAAUCCCAUUCUACCUAUUGCUAAUUCACUUCUUUUUAGUCAUUCCAGCCCAUGCUGUCUUUCCUGUUUUGUCUUGCUUGUCUAUUGCUACCUGCUAAACAUUUUGUUUAUGCUUUGGGCUCUAUUUUUAUGAACUACUAGGUGCCGAGCAUUACGCGCAGCGUAAUAAGUCAAGUUUCAAUAAAGUUUCAAUAAAAUCGGCCCAGUAGCGGCCGAGUUAUGGCCAGAAUAAAUGUUGCGUCUCCUCUUGGCCGGCGGUGCUCUGUUCCGGUAUUCAUUGCCAAAGGUCAGUGACCUUCCGGCUCUGAUUUGGCUCAGUUUUGAAAGCGAAGAAACUGAGCCUAAGGCACGUGCCGUCUGCUCGGCGCCGGCCGCGGCCCAAAAUGCGGCAAAGAUGCGCCCGCCACGUGCAAACCGACGAGCGCACCCCCACCAAAAUUUAAUACGACAAAUGGUUGCACGCGCCCGACCCGGCGCCAAAGUUUCAACCCCCUAGCCCGCACCGUUUCGGAGCAAUAGCCCGCCAAGCGUGACUGACGCGUUACAUACAUACAUACGUACAGACAUUUUGAUUUUUAUAUAUGUAACUAGAGGGACAGCAUUACGCGCAGCGUAAUAAAUCAAUUUUCAUCAAAAUCGGCCCAGUAGCGGCCGAGUUAUGGCCAGAAUAAAUUUGGCGUCUCCUCUUGGCCGGCGGUGCCCUUUUCCGGUAUUCAUUGCCAAAGGUCAGUGACCUUCCGGCUUUAAUUUCACUCAGUUUUGCAGCGAAGAAACUGAGCCUACGGCACGUGCCGUCUGCUCGGCGCCGGCCGCGGCCCAAAAUGCGGCAAAGAUGCGCCCGCCACGUGCACACCGCUGCACGCACCCCCUCGAAAAGUUGAUACGACAAACAGAUGCACGCGUCCGACUCGGCGCCAAAAUUUCACCCCCGCAGCCCGCACCGUUCCACAGCAAUAGCCCGCCAAGCGUGACGGACGCGUUACAUACAUACGUACAGACAUUUUGAUUUUUAUAUAUGUAAAUAGUUACAAAUGUUAGGUAGUAAUAUGAGGAACGUUCUUUGUUAAUCAUAGAUAACACGUUGGCACAACAGUCAAAUGUCGCGAUACCUAAUACUCUUAGUACUUAUUGGUACACUUUUAACUUGCCUCAUGAACCUAUCGGUCAAUUUCCUGUUAUUGCUCGGAUUUUGACCUAAUCAUUUUUUACAUUCUUUUAAGCUUUUUAAAUUUUUUAUUAAGUAUACCAAUAUGUCUUUUGAUGCUUGCUCUUCAUCUUGCUUCAUUUUGUAUUUUCUUUUAUAUUUUGUGUUAUUUUCUACUGUAAUCCUAUAGGAUUACAGUAUAAUCACCAUAGAUGGUGCUUGUGUUGCAUUAUUAAUUAAAAAUGUGUGAAAUCCAAACGGCUCAAGCGAUCUGCUGAUUCAGUUACGAGCUUAAUUCGAGGGGCUAUUCUCAUCCGGGACAUGCCGGAUGCGCGUAACAUGCAUAGUCACCGCUUGCUAGUCUUCGUUUAGUAUCGUCCAUGCCAUGUUUAGUUAGGUACGCCGCUAGCUUAUUUUUUUAUACCAUCUCACAGUGGCCUGGCCAGCUCGCUCAGUAUCGCGGUUAAUGUGACCUGUAGGGACGGGUUAAUGGCUACGUCCAUGUAUUUUCAUUGUUGCCUUUGUGAUGUGUUUGUAGUCCAUUUGUAGUCACACGGCAAUAAUUUCAACGUUAGCCAUGUUGCUCUUAUUCAUUUACAUUUUGUACCGCUCAUUGCAUUUUUUUUCUUUUUGCUAACAUGCUAAAUCCUCAUUUCCGAAACAUCGACUCUGACAACGAUAUAUGCAUGUAUGUAGCUAGACAGGCGCGUUACUGUAAUCCAGUUACUGGCUAUGUCACAUGCGUUCAAUGCUGAUGUGUCCUUCCUUUUACUCAUAGGAUUCUUUGUCGAUAGUUGCUAGCAUCAAUGCUCCUGUCUUUUCUGCUCGUGUUAUAGCACAAUCAAUUAUUCCGGGACAUGAAAUGCGUGCGUUUGUGCGUGCUGCCAACAUGAGCUGUAUCAGUCUUAUGAUGUUCUGUCUGGCUCAGAAUGCUCCGUCCAUGACGUGAUAAAGCUUGACGUGCAGUGAUUUGAUGUGAUAACUAUAAUCUGUGAGCAUUCUGUCGUGCCGUAUAUCGGCCUCGCCAGUCUAUCCGGGCUGCUGUGGUGUUCUACACCACAGAUUACUACACCACAGAUGUAGAUUACAACGAUGCUCUUCGCUACUUAUCUCCUAUCGUUAUUGUGCUUUGCCUUUCAUCUCGACUUCGCACUAACUGAAUUUUACGCAUCGUUUGUGCAAUGUGCAAUGUGAAUUGUGUGUCCUAUCGUUGCUGUAUGUAUUUGUGUGACAUCAAGUCCAAUAAAUCAAUCAUAACAUUCCA
This is a messenger RNA of Amphibalanus amphitrite, 4403 nucleotides long. RefSeq names its product palmitoyltransferase ZDHHC22-like. Bases 82 to 1008 code for a protein of 308 amino acids. The record is from RefSeq and is a predicted model, not a curated record. Lineage: Eukaryota; Metazoa; Arthropoda; Thecostraca; Balanomorpha; Balanidae. Gene Ontology annotation, molecular function: protein-cysteine S-palmitoyltransferase activity. The transcript is spliced from 2 exons. Gene Ontology annotation, cellular component: Golgi apparatus; endoplasmic reticulum. Gene Ontology annotation, biological process: peptidyl-L-cysteine S-palmitoylation; protein targeting to membrane.